CGCCCCCCCGGGCUUCCUCCUGACCCCUCCAGCGCCGGCCUCAAGUUUUGUUUCCCAAAAGGAUGCUGAGGGCUCUUGGGGCCGGCUAGGAAAGAAAGUAGCUCCCAUGGCCGGAGUUGGAGCUUUGAAACCUGGGCUGGGGCUCCGGGGUCUCGGCAUGAGCUCCACAGCCUCUGGGGCGUCGGUAUCCUUGUCAACAAAAGGGGGACACAGCAGGCUUGACCCGAUGAGCCAGCGAAUUGGAGAGCUUAUUAUGGACAGUUGGCCAGGAUAUGACUUGGAUUUAUUCACAUACCCACAGCACUAUUAUGGAGAUCUGGAUUAUGUCCUCAUACCUCAUGGCAUCAUUGUGGACAGAAUUGAACGGCUAGCAAAGGAUAUUCUGAAAGACAUAGGAUACUGUGACAUUGUGAUCCUGUGUGUGCUGAAAGGAGGUUACAAGUUCUGUGCGGAUCUUGUGGAACACCUGAAGAACAUCAGUCGAAAUUCAGAUAGAUUUGUCUCUAUGAAGGUUGAUUUCAUCAGACUGAAAAGUUACAGGAACGACCAGUCCAUGGGCGAGAUGCAGAUAAUUGGAGGCCAUGAUCUUUCAACACUGGCUGGAAAGAAUGUCCUCAUUGUUGAGGAUGUUGUUGGAACUGGGAAAACCAUGAAAGUGCUACUCAGUAGCAUAAAGAAAUACAAGCCCAACAUGAUUAAGGUAGCCAGUUUGUUAGUGAAGAGAACACCUAGAAGUGAUGGCUUUAGACCCGACUAUGUUGGAUUUGAGAUUCCGAACUUAUUUGUCGUGGGUUAUGCCUUAGAUUACAAUGAAUACUUCAGAGAUCUGAAUCACAUAUGUGUGAUCAAUGAACACGGCAAAGAAAAGUAUCGAGUCUAAAGAAGCAAAUUCUCACCAUCGAAUCUCCAGAUAACAUCAUACUUACGACUACAGUCAGAAAGCCAGCAUGUAAAGUUUGUUUCCCCAGGCAUCUUCACUCAGCAGGGUAUAAAAGAAAAAAAUGUUUUAAUGAGAGAGCUUUCUUUUCUAAGGUUAUAACAUAAAAAGUAACAAAUGCUUUUAUUUGACUUGUUCCAAAUUAAAUACUCUGCCUCGUGACUCAUGCUUUCUAUCUACCUUCCCACUCUGGAACUUUACCUUCUUUUAUUCUGAUACAGUCAUUAUACUUGAUUACUAUUCUCCCACCUAGUUACUCAAAUAUUUUUCACUUAACUUCUUUUUUUAAUAUUCUAUUUUGGUAAUAUUUUGCAAUCUGAAGAAACUGGAAGCCUUUUAAGUUAAACUCUGAACCCAAAUACUAGGAAUGCAACUAGAUUCCCAUAGGAAAAAAGGAGGGAAAGGACAAUUUAAUAUAAAUUUCUGUUUGGGCAUUGCUGGCAGGCCAUUACUAUUUGCUUUGACAAAACCUUUUUGAACUGCAGUGUAUAAUGAAUCUUAAUGAUGUUAUGAAAUGAGCCUUUGCUCAGUCCUGUUGAUCGGAGCUUCCGGUAUGUGAUAACAGCAUGUCAUGUAUGCAUGGAUGUACUCAACUGUGUUUAAUACUCUGCAUUUUAAUUAGAAAAAAUACAAUGGCAGCAAGGCCCUCAUUUCUAAGCUGCAUCUUUUUAUUCGUGUGGGACAUUUGCAAAUGGCAGAUUCAGGGCGGUGUGGGGUGGGGGUGGGGUGUCAAUUCAAAACUUGGUGAGUAUCAGGUUUUCCUCUUAUUUACAUCAAAGGACAAGACACUAUUAUAUAUUAUCAUCAACAUGAACACAGAGAUUGAAUUAUUUUUUGAGUAGUUUUAUAAGACUUAUCCUACAGCCCAAGGCACUAUAGAAAACUAGCACACUUAAGAAAGUUUCUUUUUUUUUUCUGAAUAACAUUUUUUCUAUUUCCACUGUUUUUAUGAGAUGUUUUCCAGUUUAUGGGGAUUUUAAUUGAAAAUAAACCUGAGUGUCAAUAGAACUGUUUUUUCUCACUUCCUAACAGGAGAAAAUGCAAAAUAAAUAACUAGGCAGCCUUUGUUUGGUUCUGAACCAUAUGCAGCAUAUUGUUAUCAGGUCCUAGCUUCCUUUAAAUUAAUAAAGAAUAAAAAACUUUGUUAUG
This is a messenger RNA of Nyctereutes procyonoides (raccoon dog), 2086 nucleotides long. RefSeq names its product phosphoribosyl transferase domain containing 1 (gene PRTFDC1). The record is from RefSeq and is a predicted model, not a curated record. Gene Ontology annotation, biological process: purine ribonucleoside salvage. Lineage: Eukaryota; Metazoa; Chordata; Mammalia; Carnivora; Canidae. Gene Ontology annotation, molecular function: hypoxanthine phosphoribosyltransferase activity. The transcript is spliced from 9 exons. Bases 107 to 880 code for a protein of 257 amino acids.